Molecule: messenger RNA, 2760 nt
Organism: Anneissia japonica
Lineage: Eukaryota; Metazoa; Echinodermata; Crinoidea; Comatulida; Comatulidae
Product: fibrillin-1-like
Exons: 13
Coding region: 1-2760 (919 amino acids)
Molecular function (GO): calcium ion binding
Source: RefSeq, a predicted model, not a curated record
AUGAGAUACUAUCUGCAGUAUCAUAUCGAAAAAUACACUGUGUAUUCUACAAAUUACUAUUGCUGCUCAGGUUGGGCCGAAGACGCGUCUAAUAAUUGUACAAUCCCUAUCUGUAAUCCGGAUUGUGGUAUUGGAGGGACAUGCAUCCGACCUAACGUAUGUUCUUGUAAUCCUGGAUUUAUCAGGCCAACGUGUGCAGAUAAAAACGAAUGUUUGGAGAACUAUGGGGGAUGUAACCGAACCACUGAAAGUUGUGUCAACACUGACGGUAGUUUCUAUUGCGAUUGUUUCACGGGGUUCGCUAGGAACAGUAGCACCGGGAUUUGUCAACCUGUUUGCACUCCACCUUGCGUCAAUGGAAAGUGUCUUGCGCCUGAUUUCUGUUCCUGCUCUGCAAAUUACACUGGUGCUGACUGCAGCGAAUUUAAUGAAUGUUUAAAUAAAAAUGGCGGAUGUGAACAAGUAUGUGAGAAUUAUCCUGGAGGGUUUAGAUGCUCCUGCUACGAUGGUUAUUCACUAUCACAACUUACAGAUUGUGUUCCCGUCUGUCAACCAUAUUGUCAAAAUAAUGGGCACUGCAUUGGACCAAAUACAUGUGAUUGCCCGGACACUUACUCUGGGGAAAGAUGCGAAGAAGAUAUUGAUGAAUGCACUGUGAACAACGGUAAUUGUAGUCAGAUAUGUGAGAAUUUACAGGGCAGUUUCAAAUGCUCUUGUCAAGACGGAUUCCUCGGAACAAGCAACUGCACCGAUAUCAAUGAAUGUGAUUUUGCCAACUGUGACACAUGCGUUAACACAAUCGGAAGUUUCGUAUGCACCUGCGAUUCGGGAUACGAGGUUGUCGAUUCUUACCACUGUGAAGAUAUAAAUGAAUGUGUUGCUGGAUCGUCCGAAUGCGACCAGGAGUGCACCAAUACUGCUGGUAGCUACUUGUGCAGCUGUUCGCGUGGCUGGACUCUGAAUUAUGAUCAAAGAACAUGCUCAGCAAACCCAUGUGUCGACAUUGGUAUUCCUUUCAAUAGCACGAGGAAUUGCACCGGUUUCACAACUGGAGAGUCUUGCACAUUUACUUGUGGACGGUAUCAUCAUUUGACUGGAUCUUCGAAUCGCACGUGCCUCCCAUCUGGUGAAUGGAGUGGAACGUCUACACGGUGUGAAGAAAUCCUUUGUCCCGAAUUGGAUUCACCAGUGAACGGAUACAUUCUUUUCCCCUGUGAAAAUUCCAUUUCGAACGUUUGUGGAUUUGGCUGUGACAAUGGUUACAGUUUGACACAUGACCUCAAACUAGUUUGCAUGGAAUCAGGGAAUUGGAAUGCCAGUGCUCCUGAGUGUCUGGAACUCCAAGCUUGUGAACCCUCACCGUGCGAAAAUGGUGUAUGCCAUGUUUCUCCGUCGGACGUCAAUGGUUUUUACUGCGAUUGUUCUGGAACUGGUUACACAGGUACCAGGUGCUCGAAUGGUUUCAUCAAGAUACCUACAUGGCCAAGGAUUAUUUUAAAUAAUACAUACAGUGACCUUAAGUUUGUUGCACAACCAAAAACAAAACUUGAACUGAAGAUUGUAACUGAUGUGACUCGUCUGUCAAUUGAGCCUUUACAUCUUAGAUUUACGCCUUCUUCGACGAUAAAUAAGGUUUCCGUACGAGGCAUUACUCAAGGUUUCACAGCUAUAUAUUUUGUCUUGGCGGGAGAAGACGCUGAAUCUUUCGCAACGCCAGAAUAUGAAGAGCUAUAUAUUUAUGAACAAUACCCCGAAAACAAUGUACAUUUUUUACCAGGUUAUCAAAUACCAGGCGGUUGUUUUGAGGUUGAAGAUCAAUCAAUAUGCAGAGAAAAGGGUCUACAAGCUAAACUGGUAUCUACAGAGAAAUGGAGGUACAAGGACACACGGUUGAUAACAACUGGAGUAGUGUCGCUGAAUACAUCCACUCUUCAACUACCGAUUAAUUUCGAAGGGUAUUCAUAUAAUUAUUAUGUUAUUCCAGAGCCACAUGAAAUCUGCAAGAGCAUGGGUCUAACUGAGGACGAUAUACAAUGGUAUGUGGAAAAACAUUCGAUGUAUCGCACUUACAUAAAUCAACUUGAACAUAUUUUACCAGACUGGAUAACAUUCAUAUCUAUCGAAAUUGAUCCAGAGCAGUCGAAAUCAGCAUUUUCCGGUUCAGUCCUAAGCGGUGAUAAGACAAAAGAAAACAAGUGGUGUGCGAAGGCUCCUGUUAUGGCUGAAGGUCAGUACUUCGUAUAUUUGCUCCAAAAGGCAGAAGUAAUCAUCGGAGGAAGGAUCCUUUAUUUGCCUCUUACCCCAAUUAAAGAGAAGUACUGUUUGGCUAUAGGAGUUUGCGAUGUUACACUUGGAAGUGUAAUUUUAACAUUUCCACACAGUUCCAGAAAUAUCUUGAACUACACCCAGGGUGUAGGCCAUACACCCAACUUAAGCAUCAACGUUACUGGAUUAGCGUUCUCAACUACAAAUAGCUUAACUUCGCAAGGAGCCACUGGGAACCAAAUUAAUUUGUGGUCUAAUCUCCAAUAUUCGUACAACAUAAACCAAUCAGUUAACGCAGCAAUUGAGAAAGAAGGUGAUAUCAACGUAUGCUUGGAGGACACAUCAGUGUUAUUCAGUGAAUUAUUCAUACGACCGUGGUUACUUCAACAAUUUGGCACAGUGAAAUUGAAACUUUAUUGGAAAGUAUAUGGGGAAGACGUCUUACUUGAAUUUACAUCGAUGUCAACAGAUGCUCCCAUCGCUCUUGUCGGGUAG